Polistes dominula (European paper wasp) is the source of this 1995-nucleotide messenger RNA. RefSeq lists its product as uncharacterized. The record is from RefSeq and is a predicted model, not a curated record. NCBI's taxonomy places the organism in Eukaryota, Metazoa, Arthropoda, Insecta, Hymenoptera, Vespidae.
UCAAGAAAAAACGAAAAUUCGCUUCGAGUUUACGUUUUAUACGCACAAAAUGUUAAAAAUGUGUGUGACACACGUGUGUGAACCGAGUAGAGAACAAAAAUGAAUGAACAAGAGAAGAUGCCUUACCGCCGUCAGCCUAAGACUCUAGAGAGUCUUAGUUUGCGGCAAGUAUGUGAACAUCUCCACCAGAUGUGCCGCCAACUACAAACGUUUUCUCAAAAUAUGUCAUCGGAAUGGGCGUUCUCUUUCGCAAAACAGAUUCUCAGACCUUAUUAUGUCAAUGCCAUACCCGCAAGCCUGCGUAGUCGAAUUAUUGAAGAAACUUCGAAAAUGCUCUACACUCCUACAUCGGGUGGUUCAUUUUUAAAUUCUGGUCCUGCUCCUCUGUAUUUAUUAACAGUGCUUCUUGGUCAUGAUAUCAAACAGUUAAGAGUGAAUCUUUGUUGUUAUUACGGAUGUAGCCAUCAAACAUUGCUUUUAGACUUAUUAGCUUCCGAAGGAAAAGGAAUACAGACUUUAGAACUGGCUCGUUCUGCCUUACUCACGUUAGAACCAAACCACUUCAACUCCGCUCUAUUGAACAUGAAAAAUCUCUUAAGUUUGACUCUUCGCAAUAUAGCUAGCGAUCAGAUACUUGAAAUCAUUGGGAAAGCAUGCACUAAGUUGGAAAUUUUAGAUGUAGCAUGUUCGAAACAAGUGACAGAUGAAGGAUUGAGACAAUUGUUAACGGAAAAAGAAUUAAGAGACAACGAAAUGGAUACAAGUCCAGAGUCAACCAAUUGGACCAAACUGAAAGCCUUGGUGAGCAAACUAAAGUCGAGACCUUGUACCAGAUCCACCGCGAAAAAAAAGAAAAAUCUUCGACUUUCUUCUUUGCAAUAUCAUGAAAGUCGUAAUCCUAUUUGUAAAACCCUGAAAGUUCUUAAUAUUGCUAAUACUUCUGUUACACACGCGGGCGUAAUGAAGGCGUUAUUAAUGUUAUCUAAACUGGAAUCAUUAGCAGAAUACAAUCACAUGGGAGGAGUGGUAGAAAUGAUGAAUGUAUUAAAUGAUGAUGUUCUACUUUCUUUAACACAAGCAAGAAGCUGUAAAACAUCGGAUGCUCAUCUAGAACUUCUUGCUCAGUUAUGUCCAAGAAUUGAAAUGUUACAUAUUUUUGAACCUCUUCAUCCACCAGAAAUGUUAAAAUUAUUUCCCUGUGUCACUUCUUUGAGGAUACAUGGUAUUCCUGUUGAUAAUAUAUGGCUAAAUAAUUUUUAUGAAUAUUUACGCACUAAUGGUUCACAGUUGCAAGAACUUCAUCUACACGUUAUACGAAAAAUCGCUAUAUUGACAAUAGAUUUGAAACAUAUCUUCAACAAUUGUUCUAAUCUCAGACAAUUGAUGACCGAUGGCUCCAAUAUUAUAUGGUCGGAAGGACCAGAUCCAUCACCUCUCAGGGAUUUACAAAAAGUUCGGUUGGGACAUGAAGUAUAUGCCUUGGCUUUAACUAAAAUUCUCUCCUUAGCCCCACAAUUAACAACCCUUCAUAUUCACAGAUGUCCUGAUUUAAACAGCUCACACUUCAAACAAUUUUUUACAAAGCCCUUAAGGUUUGGUAAGAACUAUAAAUUAACCGACAAAAUAGAAAAUAGUUUAGUGCAGAAUUUAUCAUGUUUCUUCAUAUACGAGACCAACAAUAUAUCUGAGAAAACUGUGUUAGACAUAAUUAAUAAUUGGAGAAGCUUAAAAAAAAUCGGUAAUUUGAGUACUUGGGGUCUUUCUUUUAGUGGUAUAACUGUUUUAAAAGGUUCGCUAGAAGAUGCCAAUUUAGAUUUGGAAUUGUGUAAUGGUUCUCAUUGGUUUUGGAGUAGUUGUAUUCACAGUAACUUGAAUACAAUGUAGCUAUAAAGACUGAUUGUUUAAUCGUUUUGAGGACAGCCUUUUUAAGUAUUUUUAAGACCAUGACAUUAUUAAUUAGCUGUUUUAUCAAAAUCACUAUAUAUUUAAUAUUUU